AUGCGCCUCACCCACCGUCUGCUCAUGGCCACGCCGGCCUCAAUUGGCUCCAAAUCCAGCCUCAGUGAAGCUCUCGCUCUCCUCCCCCCGCUACAGCUCUACCGCCGCAUCCUUCGCGUCCAUCGCAAGCUCGACCCGGAGAUGCGCGUCUUGGGCGAUUCGUACGUGAAGAAGGAGUUUCGGGCGCAUCGGACGGCGGAGAACCCAUUGCAUAUUAUCGGAUUCUUGACAGAGUGGCAACUAUAUGCGCAGAAGCUGGAGGGUGAAAACUGGGCUGGAGAGAAACUUGAUAAGUCUAAACUGGACAAGCUGAGUGACCAACAAAUCGGGCAGCUCUUUGAGCUGAUGCAGGCCAUUCGAAAUGACGGAGGCGAGGGUGAGGGUGAGGGUGAGAAGCAAUAA
Molecule: messenger RNA, 402 nt
Organism: Penicillium canariense
Lineage: Eukaryota; Fungi; Ascomycota; Eurotiomycetes; Eurotiales; Aspergillaceae
Product: succinate dehydrogenase assembly factor 3
Exons: 3
Coding region: 1-402 (133 amino acids)
Biological process (GO): succinate metabolic process; mitochondrial respiratory chain complex II assembly
Cellular component (GO): mitochondrion; mitochondrial intermembrane space
Source: RefSeq, a predicted model, not a curated record